UUUACUGGUGAAAUAAAGAUAAACACAUUCUUGACUCCUAAUACAUAGUGAAAUGCAAAAAUAAACUGCUGUGGCCUUAGACGAGAGACAACUGAGUCACUGAUAAGAUAACUGUUAUAACUCUGCUGAACACACAUUCAUAGGCCAUUCUCCCCAACUAGUUUACUGCUGAAAAGAGAUAACUGCUCUACAUAAAACAGUUUGCUACAUGCCCCCAAGAUGGCUACAGCUCGUGAUGACAGAGAUGAAGAAGAAAGCCUACGGGCCAAAAUAACUGAAUAUUUUGUCAGCUGUCCAUUAUGCCUUGAGGAGUAUAAGGACCCGACAGAUUUACCAUGUAGGCAUACAUUUUGUAAGGGUUGUCUGAAGGACUAUAUUCCUGACAUAACACCAGGAAGUAAAUUCAGAUGUCCCGUGUGUCAGAAAGAAACUGAAGUUACUAAAGAUGGACUUGAGGGCUUCACUCACAAUCUCUUCAUUGAAAGCUUGCAGGACACUGUACUUCAGUCAACACAUAAGAAAAAGUGUACCUUUUGUUCUUUGGUGUCCCAAACUGAAACGGUGGCUACUUCAAAAUGUAUCACCUGCCAUGACUACCUAUGUGAGAGAUGUUCUCCAUUCCACUGUGGUAGCACACUCACUAAAGAUCACAGGGUACUCACUUUUCAACAACUUCACAGCAGUGAGUAUCAAAAAGAAAUCAAAGAGCAGCAAAAGAUUAUCUGCCCAGAGCACAAAGGUGAGAUGAUACGAUACUUUUGUUCAGACUGCAAUGUCCCCAUCUGUCGUGACUGCAAAGAUCUACACCAUGAUGGUCACAAACUUAUCUCCCUUGAAAAAGCUGCAGAGAUGGUUAAGCCACAACUUAGGAACAAAUGUCAUUACCUUGAAAGAAAAUUAGCAACAGGAGAAAAAACAUUACUUAACAUUGAUAACACACUGGCAACAUUCCUAGAAAAUGAAAGCUCUGUUCAGCAGCAGAUAAAAGCUCAUGCAGCUAAAAUACGUCAACUACUAGAUCAACAAGAGCAGACCUUACUACAAGAGCUUCACAAAACCAGCAGCACUCACAGAAAGAAUUUACAAACUUCCUAUGACAACUGCAGUGCCACUUGCUCCUCUAUCAAAACCACAACAGAUGUAGUAAAGAACAUCCUUCAGCAUGGUGCCCCCAUAGAUGUCCUCAUGUUACAACACCAACUUGGACAGAGACUAGAUGAGCUACAGUCCACUUCAGCUGUGGAAGAAAUUCCUGAAGAAAUACACCUCACACUAACCACUAAUAAAAAAGUGGACCAAGAGAUAUCCAGUGGGGCUGGCCUGGGAAAUGUGCAGAUAUCUAGACAACCAGCUUUGCCCAAGUUCAAACCACAGGCUGUAUGUAUGCUGGAGUUUAACACUGGCAGUGGGAAUCUAGUGGACAUUUCAGUGAGUCCAAACAGGGAGUAUGUUACUACACAUGCAUCGUAUGUUACUGCACAAAACAAGGUCAAGGUUUUAAGAUCGGAUGGUACAUUAAGGAAAAAGAUCACAAGGGUCUCAGACACACAGCUGAAAUGUCCAGUAGGGAUCUGUCACUUCCCUGAUGGAAGGAUGGUUCUAUCUGAUGCAGACAAUAACAAACUGUUCAUCCAGUCACCACAUUGGGAAGUACAGCAAACUGUAGAUGUCAGCAGCCCACAAGGUGUGGCUCUCAAUAACAGUUGUACUAAGAUUGCUGUGGCACAGUUUACAGAAAAGUCUGUGAGUGUGUUCAGUAUUGAUAUCAAAGGGAAAAUAACUUUAACUGAUGUGAUAAAGGACAAAGAUGGGGAGCAGUUGUUCAAUUCACCAUAUAAAGUGGCAUAUAUGAGCAAUGGGUGCCUUGCUGUUAGUGAUGAAAGACCAAACAAACUUCACAUCCUAACCCCAUCUGGUGACCCACUGUAUCAGUACACAGGACCUGAUAACAAGUUAGGUGACAUUGAUGGUGUCUGUGUUGAUGCUUAUGACAACAUACUGGUUACAGAUUAUGAUAACCACUGCAUACACCUUGUAUCCCCAGAUGGGAAGUUCAUCCAUUACAUAGCAACCAAAGCUGAUGGACUAGAAAACCCAUGGGGAUGUACCAUCAAUCAAGAUGGAGAUUUGGUUGUGACUCAAGGGAAUGGGAAAGUGAAAGUAUUUCAAUACCUUUAA
Molecule: messenger RNA, 2178 nt
Organism: Lingula anatina
Lineage: Eukaryota; Metazoa; Brachiopoda; Lingulata; Lingulida; Lingulidae
Product: E3 ubiquitin-protein ligase TRIM56-like
Molecular function (GO): zinc ion binding
Source: RefSeq, a predicted model, not a curated record